Messenger RNA from Anthostomella pinea, 1665 nucleotides. NCBI's taxonomy places the organism in Eukaryota, Fungi, Ascomycota, Sordariomycetes, Xylariales, Xylariaceae. The record is from the annotation of a GenBank genome assembly.
AUGGCUGAAGACCAUCCCAUCACAAUGUCCAUGUCAAAUUCGGACGGCUUGAAACUAAGGAGCCUGGGAAACAUCCGUCUCCGAGACCAUCACACCAACGAGAUCAUCCUCAUUCCAGCGCCAUCCAGAGACCCCAAUGACCCCUUGAGAUGGUCCCAGGCAUAUAAAUACUAUAUGGCUGGUCUCGUAUGCCUGGCAAUGCUCAUGUGUAACUUCCUCGCAGCAGGGCCUUCUAUUGCCAUAGUAGACACGACCCUCGAGUUUUUCCCAGGAGGGCCCUUGCCCCAGAGCAUAUCCCGGGUGGCAUACUUCUUCACCUCUACGGCACUCUUACAGGGCAUCGGCAACUUCCUUUGGAUCCCGCUCGCAAACAAGUAUGGUCGUCGACCUAUCUACAUCACGAGCUACCUCAUAUACUUCGUGUGCGCAGUAUGGCUUAUCUUCGAGAGAAGCUAUGGCGGUUUCCUGGGAGGCCGAAUCAUCUUGGGCUUCGGUGCCGGGGCCGCAGAGAGCAUAGCCCCUAUGUCCAUAGCGGAUGUCUUCUUCCUACAUGAAAGAGGAAAAAUCAUGGCACUCUACACGUCCUUCUUGUCCGUGGGAGUGGCUUUGGGCCUCAUCGUCGACGGACUCAUCCUGAUCAACAACGACUGGCGGGUGAUAUACCAAGUCGCUUCGGCGCUUAUAGGUUUUGUAUUAUUGCUGGCCUUCUUCACGUUUCCCGAGACGGCCUUCAAAAGAGAUACCCAAAACGACCCGAAUACAUCCGGGUCGGAGAGAGUCGACCUCGAGAAGGCAAACGCAACCCAAAACGACCGGAAUACAUCCGGGUCGGGGGAAGUCGACGUCGAGAAGCCAAACGCAACCCCACAACUACAUACCUUUAUUCCGAGAAAGGAGUCCUACCUUCAAAGCCUGAAGAUAUUCCGCAAGACCUUGACGGAGGAGAGCCUCUUGAAGAUGUUCGUCCGGCCCUUCGCGCUGAUCUGCCUACCCCCGGUCCUCUGGGCUGCUCUGGUCCAGUCCGUCACCAUCGGCUUUCUUGUGGCUGUCUCAUCGAACGUCGCCACGGCGUACCAGACCGCAUACGGCUUCGAGGCCUGGCAAGCGGGCCUGUGCUUCGUCGCGGCCGUCAUCGGCUCCCUCGUCGGCAUACCGGCCGGCGGCACGCUGGGAGACAAGACGGCAGACUGGUUUACGAAGCGCAACGGAGGAAUACGCGAACCCGAGAUGCGCCUGCCGGCGAUGAUGCUGUGUCUGAUAUCAACGCCGCUUGCGUUGAUUCUCUACGGGGUGGGCAUCGCGAAGCAGUUGCACUGGAUAUGUUCUACCAUUGGGCUAGGACUUCUCAACUUCUCCAUUACCCAAGGAACCUGUGUAUGUCUCGUAUAUGUCAUAGAUGCCUACCGGCCGGUAGCGGGAGAGGUCACUCUCGCCGUCCUCGGCUUCAAGUCUCUCUUCGGGUUCUUGCUGUCUUUCUAUACCAACCCUUGGGUGGAGGAAUCGGGUUAUAGCGCGGCAUACGGGACCAUGGCUUCAAUCGCAGCAGUUGUGCUGCUGUUUUGGAUUCCUCUCUACAUAUGGGGCAAACGCGUGCGCCAAGCGACCUGGAACUGGCCGUUUCUUUCCUACGUUCACUGGACGGAUGACCGGGAGGUUGGAGAAUAG